Ahaetulla prasina is the source of this 1621-nucleotide messenger RNA. It is a transcript of the gene B3GAT2, whose product is annotated as beta-1,3-glucuronyltransferase 2. The record is from RefSeq and is a predicted model, not a curated record. Gene Ontology annotation, biological process: chondroitin sulfate proteoglycan biosynthetic process; carbohydrate metabolic process. Gene Ontology annotation, molecular function: galactosylgalactosylxylosylprotein 3-beta-glucuronosyltransferase activity. Bases 637 to 1572 code for a protein of 311 amino acids. The transcript has 4 exons. Lineage: Eukaryota; Metazoa; Chordata; Lepidosauria; Squamata; Colubridae. Gene Ontology annotation, cellular component: Golgi membrane.
ACCCUCGCCGUUCCGUUCCUCUCAGAGUCCCACCGCUCCGGGAGUGGGGAAAGCGUCAGGGAAGGGAUGCUGAGCGGGAAACGAGGAAGAAGGAAGCAGCGGAAAGACUGAAAGCGCCGGCCGAAAUCCUGAGGGGUUCCUGGAAGCGGCCGGAGCGCGUGUCCCUCUCCGCCGCCUCGCUUCGGGCUCUGGCCAAGAGAGCCGAGAGUUCCAGGAGGGUCUCGCCCGCCCAGAGGCGCCUCGCCCGCGGGGUGGUCACCGGUCCCGUCAGGCUUGCAGAACGGGAUCCCGGCUGCCCGAGCUCGGCGCGAUCUCCCUUCACCCACCCACCCGCCGCCCACUUCCCGCUCCAAGGUGUUGGGACCACGGCGGCCGAUCCCGUCCCCUCCUCGCCAGGUGCCCGUCCGGCUUCGCUGCGCCGAGCUUCCCAGCGCCAGGAAAGCGGGGCUCCCGCCUUGCGCCCUGCCGCCCGCUCCAUGGCGAGGGCAGCACCGGCUGAGUCUCCGCGCCGGGGGAGGCGGCGCCGGCGGGGGAAGCCCGGCGUCCGCUCUCCCCCGCUGCCAUUGCCGCUGCUGUGAGGGUUGUAGCGCCGGCGUCCCGGGCGGCGAGGCGGGAGGGCGGCGGGGCGCCGCCAGCAUGAAGUCGCUGAUCUUGAGCCGCUUCUUGGUGCUGCUGCCUUGGGUGCUGCUGGUGAUCCUCAUGCUGGACACGGACGGCGGCAACCGGCCGCCCCGUCCGUCGUCGUCCCAUCUCGCCCGGCAGCCGCAGCCCGCGCUUCGCCAGGAGGCGCCUCGGUGGCGGGAGGCCGAGCUGCAGCAGCUGCCUCUCAUCUAUGCCAUCACGCCGACCUACAGCCGGCCGGUCCAGAAAGCGGAGCUGACGCGCCUGGCCAACACCUUCCGGCAGGUGGCGCGCUUGCAUUGGAUCCUAGUAGAGGACUCGGCGAUCGGCACCGAACUGGUCAGCCGCUUCGCCGCGGGGCUCGGCCGAGGGGGCGGCCCGCCCUGCACCCACCUCCACGUGCUGACCCCGCGCAGGUACAAGCGGCCGGGGCAGCCUAGGGCCACGGAGCAGCGCAACGCGGGCUUGGCCUGGAUCCGCCAGAAGCACAAGCAUUUGCCGACCCCUCAGCCGGGGGUGCUUUUCUUCGCCGACGACGACAACACCUACAGCCUGGAGCUCUUCGAAGAGAUGCGUACCACUAGCAAAGUCUCUGUAUGGCCCGUAGGGCUAGUGGGAGGCCGACGGUACGAGCGCCCAAUUGUGGAAAAAGGCAAAGUGGUUGGCUGGUACACUGGUUGGAGGGCAGGUAGGCCUUUCGCCAUUGAUAUGGCAGGGUUUGCUGUAAGCCUUCAGGUGAUUUUAUCCAACCCCAAAGCUGUAUUUAGACGCCACGGCUCUCAACCUGGGAUGCAGGAAUCUGACUUUCUAAGGCAGAUUACCACAAUGGAGGAACUGGAACCCAAAGCCAGCAACUGCACAAAGGUUCUCGUAUGGCAUACUAGAACAGAAAAGGUAAAUCUAGCUAAUGAGCCAAAGUAUCACCUGGACAAUAUCAGAAUUGAAGUGUGACCCCGUCGGCCUAAAUGGGACAUGCCAUAAUUAAUGGAUACGUCAGACA